This is a messenger RNA of Prunus armeniaca (apricot), 1638 nucleotides long. NCBI's taxonomy places the organism in Eukaryota, Viridiplantae, Streptophyta, Magnoliopsida, Rosales, Rosaceae. The record is from the annotation of a GenBank genome assembly.
AUGAUGUUGACCUUAUUGAUUUCUGGUCCUAAACAGCCUGGAAAUGAUAUAGACAUCUACUUAGAGCCUUUGAUUGAUGAUUUAAAAUCUCUGUGGGAUGGGAUUAGAGGAGUGUAUGAUGCACAUAUAGGAGAAUACUUUACACUCAGAGGUGUAUUACUGUGGACAAUUAAUGAUUUUCCUGCCUAUGACAACUUAUCUGGUUGUGUCGUUAAAGGAUAUAAAGCUUGUCCAAUAUGCGGCGAUGAUACACCUAGUCACAGGAUGAAAAAUGACCACAAAAUUUGUUACAUUGGGCAUAGAAAAUGGUUACCAAUCAAUCAUCCAUAUCGAAGGCAGCGUGCAGCUUUUAAUGGGAAACAUGAAUAUGGCACGCCUCCCAAGCCAUUAACCGGAGAAGAAGUGUUGCACAUGAAAUCAAAAUCCUUUGAUCUCGAGUAUUGGAAAUACCUUCAUGUGAGGCAUGUCCUAGAUGUGAUGCAUAUUGAGAAGAAUGUUUGCGAUAGUAUCAUUGGUACAUUGCUGGAGAUCCCUGGAAAAAAUAAAGAUGGGAUUGCUGCUCGGUUAGAUUUAUUGAACAUGGGGGUCAAAACUGAUUUGCAACCCGAGUAUGGACAAAGACAUACUCACUUGCCUCCAGGGCCUUGGAAUUUGUCAAGAGCAGAGAAGAGAGCGGUUUGCAAUUCUUUCUAUGGUAUGAAGGUCCCUGAAGGUUAUUGUUCAAAUAUAAAAAAUCUUGUAUCUUUAAAAGAUUCAAGACUUCUUGGACUUAAAUCUCAUGAUUGUCAUACCUUGAUGCAACAAUUGCUUCCUGUGGCAAUUCAUUCUGUUUUGGAGAAGCCUGCAAGGUAUGCAAUAACUCGAUUGUGCUUCUUCUUCAAUUCUAUAUGUGCAAAGACGGUAGAUGUUUCCAAGCUAGAUAAGUUGGAUGAACAUGUAGUAGUUACUUUGUGUUUGCUUGAAAAGUACUUUCCCCCUUCAUUCUUUGAUAUCAUGGUUCAUCUAGUAGUACAUCUUGUCAGAGAAGUUCGUCUAUGUUGCAUUGCUGAGCGGUAUAUAGCUGAAGAAGCUGUAGAGUUUUGCACUGAGCAUUUAUCUGAUGUUAGUAUAGUUGGAGUGCCUUCAAGCCAGAAGAUGGGAGUUUCGAAGCCAUUAUCAGGUUGCACAGUAAGCUUAGUUGAUCGGGACUUGUUGAACCCAGCACAUCUAUAUGUCUUGGAGAAUACGGAGGAAGUCCGACCUUAUAUCGAGGAACAUAUGAUCCACAUCAAGACCACUUAUCCAAAAUUUAGAAAGAUAACAAAGUGGUUGCAAGAUAAGCACAAUAGCACUUUCAUUCAAUGGCUCCACUUUAAGGUUCAAAGUGAAGUUAAUGGGGAAGAGCAUAAUAGCGUAUCAGAAAAUUUAAGGUGGCUAGCAGCUGGUCCAAGCAUGGCAGUGCCAUCAUAUAGGAGCUAUCUUAUUAAUGGUGUUAAAUUUAACACCAAGGCACAAGAUGAUGUGCGAACUAUCCAAAAUAGUGGAGUUUAUUUACUUGCACAUACUAUGCAAGUUGCUAGUGCCAAGGAUAAAAACCCUAUUGUCUCCAAUAUGGGUUUUUAUGGUGUUAUUCAAGAAAUUUGGGACCUUGGCUUCUAA